This is a messenger RNA of Apis laboriosa (Himalayan honeybee), 4669 nucleotides long. It is a transcript of the gene Set2, whose product is annotated as histone-lysine N-methyltransferase SETD2. Bases 298 to 4476 code for a protein of 1392 amino acids. Gene Ontology annotation, biological process: regulation of DNA-templated transcription. Gene Ontology annotation, cellular component: chromosome; nucleus. Gene Ontology annotation, molecular function: protein binding; histone H3K36 methyltransferase activity. Lineage: Eukaryota; Metazoa; Arthropoda; Insecta; Hymenoptera; Apidae. The transcript is spliced from 13 exons. The record is from RefSeq and is a predicted model, not a curated record.
GGACAUACAAAGUAUUAAUAAAACAUCUUUGUUAUGAAAAUAUUGUUUUUUUUUGUUUUAUUUACUAUGCGUUUAUUCAAGUGACGCAAGAACAUUCGUAUCUUUUUCUAUAAAACAUGAAUAUUUUUAUACCAAAUAAGUAAUUGUCCAAAACAAAUGUGUAUAAUAAUUAUUAAAUAGGAUCUAUUAUUGUAGAAAAAUAGAAUAUAUUAAUUGAGGUUGAGUUUAGAGUAAUAUUGGAAAAAUAUUAUUGCGUUUAAUCAACUCGCGGACUAUAGUUCUUCAAUAUUGGAUAAAAUGGAACAAUUGCAUCAAUCAAAUAACUCUUUGUUGAUUGAUAAUAUGGAUAAAAAUAUUACAGAAUUAAAUAAAUCUGAUUCCUGUAAUGAUAAAGUGGAAUAUACAAAUCAACAUUUAUUAAAAUCAAAAAUUUCAUUAGAUAAAAAGAAUGGAAAUCAACGGAAAACAAUAAAUUUGCAACAAGUUGAGGAAUUGUAUGGUGACAGUGAAAUAGAUAAUAAAAUUGAUGGAGAAGAUACAAAACUAUCUAGUAGCAGUGAUAAUAGUAAUGAUACAAUGUUAUCUAUCAAUAAUUGUAAAUUAACAGAAUUUGAUUCAAAAUGUAAUAAUAACACAAAUGAUAUCGAUAAAAAAAUUGAGUUUAGAAGUAGAAGUGGUAGUACUGAUACAACAGGUUCAGAAAGUGGAUCAAAUAAUUCUGGUGUAAGGAGAAGUAGUAGAAUUAGAUCAAUUGGUUUAAUGAAACAAAGAUCCCGUGGACGGGGUUUAGUUACCAAACCUAAUACAGAUAUUUCAAAAAUAAAUGUCCAGCAAGAAAAAAUAGUCAAUAAUAUUGUUUCAAUUGCUCAAGAAAUGAAAAUAGACAACCCAUCUGAAUUACAAUCAGACAAAGAAGCAAACAUCAAUAAGACAACAAAUACAUUUGAAUCUCUCUCAUUAUUAACAACAACUUGUAAUGCUACAGGCUAUGAUUCAGAUUCCUGUAAACCUGUUAAAGUAAAGUCUCGUUGGCGAAGAUCUAGUGAACUUGAAAUGGGAGGAUCAAAUACAGGAGCUGCAUCUACAUCAACAGUAGGAUCUAUAUUUGGAACCAUAACUGCAAAUAUAUCUGAAUUUGGAUCAUGUUCAACACUUAAAUCCUCAACUGGAGUUUUAGCAGAUAUUAAUUCUUCAGAAUCUACAUCUGGAGUUGCAUCAAUUGCAAAUUUUCAAUCUAAUGUAGAUAUAGAACAAACAAAGGAGAUACCAGUAUCAACUAAUAAUAAUAAUAUUGUGCAAAUUCCAAAAAUAGUUGGUGCGAGAAUUUCAUUACCUAUGGUUUCUGAGAUAGAAGACAGAGAAAUGGAAGAAAGGCUAAGUCAAUUUGAAAAUUUACGUGAAAAUUUAUAUUUGACAGAAAGAUAUACAAAUAAGGAAACAAAAAGAAUGGUAUGCGAUUGUUUUUUAACAGAGGAAGAAAUUGAAAGAGGAGAAUUAGGUUGUGGUGAAGAUUGUUUAAAUAGACUUCUUAUGAUAGAAUGUGGACCUCGAUGUGUAGUAGGUGAUCGUUGCACAAAUAAAAGAUUUCAAAAUUGUGAAUAUGCAAAAUGUGAAGUAUUUAGAACAGAAAAAAAAGGAUUUGGUCUGCGAGCUAUGGUCGAUCUUUUAGCAGGAGAAUUUAUAAUGGAAUAUGUAGGUGAAGUAGUUGAUCCUAAAGAUUUUCGACGUAGAGCAAAAGAAUAUUCAAAAGAUAAAAAUAAACAUUAUUAUUUUAUGGCAUUAAAAUCUGACCAAAUUAUUGAUGCCACUAUGAAAGGAAAUGUUUCUCGAUUUAUAAAUCAUAGUUGUGAUCCUAAUUCUGAAACACAAAAAUGGACAGUGAAUGGUGAAUUGAGAAUUGGCUUUUUUAACAAAAAAUUUAUAGCUGCUGGUGAAGAAAUUACAUUUGAUUAUCAUUUUCAACGUUAUGGUAAAGAAGCACAGAAAUGUUUUUGUGAAGCACCCAAUUGUCGUGGUUGGAUUGGUGAAACGCCCGAGGAAGAAAAAGAAAAAAUUGAAAAGAAAGAAAAACGCGAGAAAGAUAUGAAAAAGAAAAAAGGUGAAAAGAAACAAGCUGAUUAUAUGGAAGAUGAAGAUUUGGAGGAAGAAAUAGAUAAAUUAUGUUCGGGUGGUUUAAAAAAUAGAGCUCACACAUUAACAUUAAGUAGAUUAAUGGUACGUAGCAGAGAAUUAGAACACAGAACACGUCUUUUACGUUUGAUACAAAGUGGUGAACAGCCAUGUCGAAGAUUAUUUUUGGAUUAUCAUGGUUUACGUUUGAUUUGGAGUUAUGUUAUGGAUAUUUCUACAAAUGAUACUGACGAAGCACAACAAUUUCGAUUAGAAGUUUUGAAAACUUUAAAUACACUUCCAAUUCCUAAUAAAACAAUGUUAAUGGAUAGUAAAAUUUAUAACGUAGUAGAAAAAUGGUCUAGACGAUUAUAUUUUUCUCUAAAUGGAGAUUCUCCAGAUGAUGAUCAAGGAAAAUUAAAAUCAAAUAGUGAUGAAUUACAAAUUAAUUAUGAUAAUAAUGAAAAAAGAAAUUCCUAUCAAUUAAUUGAUACAGAUAAACAAGAAAAUAAUAUUGAAAUUACCGAAAUAAAAUCUGAUAAUACAGAUCAAAAUCUCAUUCCCGAAUUAGCUUCGAGUCUUUUAGUCGAAUGGUCAAAUUUAAAAGAAGUUUUUCGUAUACCAAAAAAAGAAAGAAUUGAACAAAUGAAAGAACAUGAAAGAGAAGCAGAUCGUGGAUACCGAGAAGAAUUAGAAAAAGAAGAAAAAAGAGGAACAUCAUAUGAUAGACAUAGAUCUGAUAGAUAUGGAAGAAACGAACCUGAGAAACGUGGGGAUAGAAGACGUGGGCGAGAAUCUCCAGAAUCCGAGCAUAUUCGAACAAAAGAUAAAAGAAUAGAGGAAAGAAGUAGUUUAGUUCCAAUUCCACGAAUGACAAAAUAUGAGCGUAGACAAUUAUUUGCUUUAAAAGUAGCUAAAGAAGAAGAAGAACGACAACGUCGUCAACAACAAGAAUCAUGGCAAGAUCAUGAAACUAGAUGUUUGGCAUUAGGCAUAGAUCCUCACACUACAGCUAUGGUAGAUCCACAAACAGGAUAUCCUGUUUUUUAUAAUCCAUCAAUUGGACAAUGGCAACAAUAUCCUACACAAGAUGGAGAAAUAAAUCAGCAAUGUACUCCAGUAUAUGUAGGUGGACCACAAACAAUAUCUGGUCAUACUCAAUCUGGAAUAGUACCACAAAGUUCACAUGUUUUACAAUCAUCAAUUUCUUCUGAAAUAUCAUCUGGAAUGUCGAACAAUAUACCUUCAGGAGUUCCUCCAGUAGUGUAUACAUUAAGUCAAACGCCUGUAUUUAAUCAAACCACAACAGUUUAUUCUUUACUGCCUCAUUGUCAUCAACAAUAUUCUGAAAGCCAAUUGUCACUUUCAAAUAAUUUAGUUCCUAGUGGCACAACAGUUACACUUCAAACAGAAUCUCUUUACGAACAUAUGGAAAAGCAAUCAGAUCAACAGUUUCCUACAACGUUCAAACAGCCACAAUCUGAAAUACCUCCUAUAGAUUUACCACCUAAAUGGAAAAGUGCAACUGAUACUAGAGGCAGAACAUAUUAUUAUCAUGUAAAAGAACGAAUAUCGCAAUGGUUACCUCCUCCUCCAGAUCAUAUUGGAGUUCAACCAGAUUCAUCAUCAACUUCAGAAUCUAGUGAAGAAUCAACUUCAUCAAACGAAGAUGAUGAAGAAAUUGAAGAAGAUAAUAAUGAAGAUUCCAAAAAUGAGGAAUUAAAUUUGAAUAAUACUUUAAUAGAAAAAUCUUUAAAUGGUUCUAAGCAUAAUGCAACUAAAAAAAGUCCUAUUCAUAGUGCAAUUGGAAGUUCAGGACUUUUCUCAGAAGGCAAAAAAAGAAGAGAAGGUUUAGUUCAAGAAAGAAUUAUUAGUCCACGCCGAGAAGAAGAUCGUAUGGAUCAUAAAACACAUAAAGGAAUAAAGGAAAAAUUACGUCGUCAAAAAGAGAGAGCCAAAUUCAAAGAACAAGUUGAAAAAAUACGAAGACAUCGACGUAGUAACAAAUCUAAAUCUCAUUCACGGCAUAAUUUAAAUAAAAUACAAUUACCUACAUCCGAUUUAUCUACAAUGUCAGAGAGAAAAAUUAAAGAUACUUUUAGGAUAAAUAUGGCAAAUGUCAUGGUACAUUUUUUGAAUCCAUAUAGAAAAAAUGAUUGUAAACAAGGUAGAAUAACAAAUACAGAAGACUUUAAACAUUUAGCUAGAAAGCUUACACAUUUUGUACUUGCAAAAGAAUUAAAACAUUGUAAAAGUGUUGAUGAAUUACAAUGUAAUGAAAAUGUUAAACAUAAAGCUAAAGAUUUUGUACGUAAGUAUAUGAGUAAAUUUGGCGCAGUUUAUCAGAAAAGUACUGAUGAAGAUUAAUUCUGUAACUUAUGACAUGAAAUAGUUAUUUAUUAUAUGAAUUCUUCAUUUUGAAUAUUGUAAUAUAUCUACUAAAAAUAUAUCUAAGUAAUGCCUAUAUGUAGAUAUAUCUGUAAUUAUUAUUAUUGUAAUAUAGAUCAAUUUGUACAUGCUUCAUAAACAUUCUAGUAAUUUAGCCAUUAAGAAUUUAGUA